AGGCGCGGUGAUAUUGAUUUUGGCUAUGGUCGGAUUUGGGUUGAUAUUGUGAAGGACCAGCAGUACCUAGUUUAUUUCCGUGUUUACGGCGUUCGCUUAGGAACUCUAACCCUUGUAAAUACUGCAUGAGUAACUCUCUAUGUAUGUUCUUCUUUAUCGUGGUUCAUUCUCCAAAAAUACCUUCACUGAAAAUGUAAAUGUGUAACGGAGACUAAAAUGGCAUGAAGAUAAGGAUGGGCGGUCGUCCAAGUUCGUUUGGGAUGUUGAGGUAGUCCGAAGGGAUCGCCAUUGGCCUGGCCGGGCAGUUGUUGUGGGAGUUGACCUUUGUGUCGGCUGCCAUUUUGUCUCUACGGUGACAACGAGGGGUCAUAUCCGGGGCACUCACAUGACAUCCAAGCUCGUUCCGAUGCUUUUACUUCUAGCGGCCAGGGUAGCCACCGAGAUAUGGCAAGCGUCUCCUUUUGACGUUUUUGAGGGUUAAGUGCGUCUUCUACGACUGCGUGAACGAUGAUGCAGCAGAAAACACCACAGAUUCAGGCAAGCUCGACCCAUGUCGAGUUUACGUCGAUUGAGCAUCUUUUUCGGACCAAGCCGCUAGCAGAAAUCCGCUCGCUUCAUAGAGAAACGGAAAAGAACCUGUCGCAGAAAAAGAAAGAUCUUCGCCUCCUUGUCGGAAAUCAUUACAGACAGGUAGCAACUUUGUCUUCUUAUAAGGUAGGAAUUGUUGUAGGAGUUCUUAAUCUUAUCGCGAAGAAGUGACAAGCCGAAGGCUUCAGCUCAAGCACCGAACAGACAUAUAAACCACAGCUAACGAUCAUUAUCACGACGAUGAUGUAUUCCUAUUCCCAGGUCCUGGAGUCCUCGGACUUAGUCGGCGAGAUUCAGAAAUGUGCGGCAGAGUUUCAAAACUCGUUGAACGAAAUACAGAAGAUUCAAGCCCAGCCAGUAACAUGGAAUUUAGUAUCCGUAGACAGAAAGAAGCUCGCACAGCUUAUCGAUGCUCCUGCUCCGAGAAGACGUACAAUUCGUAUUCACUAGUUCUUGAACAAUUACUUCGACUUUUUAUUUUGUUCUUCAUGCUCGUCGUGGUUCGGCAUCAUGUUUAUUCAUCGACUAUUUCACAGGCGAUCCAGGAAGCAGCGCAACAGGGGCAAAGUUAGCUGAAGAUGCAGCUUCGAAGCACGACGAGGAGCAGGCUCAGGAACAGACGUACGAGUUUUGCCGCAAGAUGAAACAACUAUUGGAACUGCCGGAGACGAUGCGCGCAAAACUGUUAUCGCGUAACUUCUUUGAGGCGGUCGAGCUGUUGCUAGUGACAUUACCUAGACUCUAUGCAGAUGUCGAAGAAACAAUAGAAAAGAACACUUCUCAAAAAGGAGGAGCUGAUAGCAGUGCUAGUGCUGCUAGUACGUCGGUUUUUGCACAAAGCCGAGAGCUCGUUGCGCGGCAUAAACGCCAAAUGGAGACGAGUCGGAGUGCGGUCGUGUCGGCGUGCAUGGAAGCUCUUUCGGCGACGUGGCUGACGCCGGAAGCUUUUGCGGAGGCUGUCGCAUGUCUGAUGUACUUCGCGCGGGACAGGCCGUUGUCACAUUUUCUAACGCUGUUUGGUACACGACGACUUGAGACUAUGAAGGCAAAAAAAGCGACUGCGAAUUUGGAACGCAAGCAAGACAUUGCUGCUAGUGCCUCUGCAGGAGGUGCGAAGAUCGCGUCACGACUACAAGCAUCUCCUGCGCAGUCACCAGCCGCGAAAGGUACCACAUAUACCGCGAGCGACGCGCCACAGGAGAAGCAGCACAUGAACAGACUCUGCGAGGAGUUGAUUCUUUACGAGGCCAGUUUUCUCUGUCUUCACGCAGCGCGAGACCGUGUUCGGGACAACCUGAAAACUUAAGGCUAGUUUAUCACUACUCCAUGUGGAGUAUCUGUAUGCUGAGUGGAGUGGUCCUUGAUUAUGAACCCAAGGGGUAACUUACUAAGAGGGAAAAGGGGGGACUCAUUCUACCAGGGGUAGUGAAAAACUAGCGUUAAAAAACGUUGGUUGCACUGCUCGCGGAGUCGCCGGAAAUGCUCGCAAAGACGGCGCCUUCGGCAGAGAGUCUCCUCAAUCUCCUAGUGGUGGACGACAAAGCGCCAGACGCAGAGCAGUUAGCUGUGAUGCAUCUGUACGAAAACCUACACCCAGGCUACCGCUUUCCUCGCUGCGGAUCCUUGCAGCGCAUCCAUCAAGUCUGCCAAGAAACGAGCGAAUUGCUGUGGUCCUACCGUUUUCAGAGCGACUACAAGACACUCUGGCCAGCGUUUAUGGAGUACGGUGCCAACCUUCCAGACACGCUGCUCGUCCUUCGCGACAAAGCGGCUACGGAGAUGACGGCGUUGCUUGUAUUUUGAUUUCUUAUCUUCAUUGGCAUUCUCUGACUCUAUGUAAUACGGCUCCUUAGUAGGUAAAGGUAGUUAGGCUACGACUAUAACACGGAGCGAACACAUGACAUUCGAAGAAGCCUUGUGAUUUUCCGUUGCCGGAUCCGUAGGCUUUGAGUGGAGAGCAAGUUCAAUUGCCUGGCAGUGGCACUACCAUAAUUACUCAUCGAAACGGUAACCAAACUUUGUGCUCCAGGAAUCAUCGGUGUUUCAAAUUUCGAAUCCUCUGAAAUUGGAUUCAUUCGAGCCGCAGCUUGGUGAGAUUGUUCAGGACAUCGCGUCCCUGCCUGUCCAGUAUGCACAGAAUAGCACUCUGUCGACGGCGUUUUCCGAUAUUGUUUACAAUCUCUUCUAUUCUUGUCUCGUUGAGGAUCAUGAGCCACAGAGCAACGACGCCGCUGCCUCUGCCGGAGGUGGAAGCGCCAGUGGGCGGAGGGAGACGCGGGGAGGCAGCUCUUCAAGCACCAGAAAGAAUAUCGGAGGCGGAGCCGCGUCGGCAGUGCUACGGACUGCCGAGGCUGGUCUCGACUUAUACCAACUGGUCGAGUGGUUGCGAGACCGCAAGACCUUGCAGGACAAGUACUACCUGACUGACAGCGAUGGCCGUCUCGUCGCGCUCUUGUCGAAAACUGCAGGAGAAAUCCUAGAACAGUGGCUGGCGGAGCGGGUUCGACCUGAUCUACUGGCAUCGCUUUAUGCUGCCUCAUCAAGCGCCAGUUCCAACAUGGAAUACCAGAUUGCGACGCAACAGAUCGAUGACUCCUCGUGGGGUACGCUAGUAAAUCGACCUGACCCGGUGAAGGCAGUGGAUGGCGGAGGCGAGGCUCCGAAGUAUCAGAUACCGGUGAGUGCUUCCCCAGCAUUGCUGGAAUUCUUCCUCAACCUGCGAGUGGCAGAAUUCUUUUCAAAACGGUUUCAGUACGUGCCAGACGAUGCCUCUAGCAAAAUCAAAGACUACCUGUGCGAGGAGUUUCGAAAGGUACUACUAGCCAGACAGUCGUGACAGAAGUAUUUGCAAUGUGGAAAAAAGAUGAAAUUGAAAAUUGAGGUCGUAAGGACCAUUAUGUGCAAUCUCCAUUCCCCGCAUGCCCGUCAGGUUUUCGUCGAACAGCUUGCGUCGUUGCAGGUGGCAUCGGGCGCCAACUCUAGUGGUGGGCUUCCGCCAAUGCAGCUGCAGCUCUUAUUCGACGCUAGGUAUCUUCGAAGGCUCUUUGAGCAACGGUUUGCAGCAACUGCUGAAGCGAUAGAGGGCGCGGUCUUGGCAGAUCCUGUCGACCGGCUACUUUACACAGAGCCCAUUGACCGAGCGGUGGCUGAGUUCCUAGAAUCAACAGCGGUCCUUCUUGCACCGUUGUGUAGUGCGGCUUCUGAAGGCGACGCGCCGGCGGGCGGAAGCAUGUUGGUAACGCGAACUAUAUGAGGCUUAAUGAUAGAUAUUGACAUGCCUUUUUUGAUCUUCAAUUUCUUGAUUACAUUCUUCUUUCUGUUUCUUCUUGCUUCUGCUUGUUUCGUCAUCGGAUGGAGUUUACGUGCUCCACAGAAGCACGUCCCAAGAAACAUUUUCGGGGCUCAUAAUAGAAGCCUAUCAUCAUGAUCAGCUUUCGCAAACGCUUGGCGGCUCAUCGAAGGGUCCAGCACUUUUCACGCGGCUGGAGCACGAUCCCCCACUUUGCACGCAUGCAAUGCGAUUUCCGCAGCUACCCGUAAUAGACAACAAGAAGCAAACCCCUACUGUACCCCAGCCCGCAGUCCAGGCAAAGUCCUUCGGAGGCGCAGGCCUUUUUGCCGGUGCAAGCUCAGGCUUAGCAAAUCUGGCAGGAUGGAACAGAGGCUAGAUGUUUCUUGGCUUUACACAGUCAUACUAGCUAUUAUGCGAUUUCCAGAAACACUAUUCUUUCAUACAGUUCUGGAAAAUGAUUUUUGUUAGAACUCGUGUAUCUUUGCUUAGGCUUAGCGCCUUAGCAGCCUGAAAUCGUUUGCUGUAUGAAACGACCUGAAGAACAACUAGAGCUGUACAACACUUACAACACAGAUCCAUGUCUAUCUCUAACUCUAACUCUAUCCACUUUCGCUAUAAAAUAGCGAAAUUCUCUCACAAGCACUACCACUAGCAACGUGCUAACAGAUGGGCAACUGACAGUGUCAUGCAGGUGUUAAUCGCCCAGAAGUAGAAGGCUCAUUCCCAUAUUGAAGAUUAAAAAGACGAAUGCGCAGCAGCAAGAAGGGAGAGCGAGACAAAGCAAGGUAAACCAAUUUUAGACUGAGGUCGGAUAACCCCAUUAGUCGAGAAGCUGUGUGGCACUCCGAAGACUUCUGUGACAAAGCUGCUUGUGACCAUGAGCGGCAAUGAGUACCUUCCUAACUAUUUCUUGUACCCAUCCUCACCCUGUGAGGAUUUGCAAAAUCUUUGUUCCAUUCUGGUAGACGAAGACGCUGCAUAGAAGAGUUCGAUGUCAAUUAUCCUUG
Messenger RNA from Amoebophrya sp. A25, 4887 nucleotides. NCBI's taxonomy places the organism in Eukaryota, Dinophyceae, Syndiniales, Amoebophryaceae. The record is from the annotation of a GenBank genome assembly.